AUGUCUGGGGAGACAAAGAGAAAUCCUUCAACUUCUGUGAGAAUUGCGGAUGCGUAUGGUAGUACGGCUGAAUUUGGCGUCAAUACAAGGAAUAUGGACCCCAUGGAACUCUUGUACGUCAGCCGCAAGGUUGACCACGCCUGGGUGCUCGCGCCGGUGAACAACAAAGCCGUGGCACAUGAGCAGGACCAGGCAAAGUACUGA
This is a messenger RNA of Penicillium angulare, 204 nucleotides long. RefSeq lists its product as uncharacterized. Bases 1 to 204 code for a protein of 67 amino acids. The record is from RefSeq and is a predicted model, not a curated record. The transcript is spliced from 2 exons. Lineage: Eukaryota; Fungi; Ascomycota; Eurotiomycetes; Eurotiales; Aspergillaceae.